Trypanosoma theileri is the source of this 1428-nucleotide messenger RNA. RefSeq lists its product as uncharacterized. The coding region runs from base 1 to 1428 and encodes 475 amino acids. NCBI's taxonomy places the organism in Eukaryota, Euglenozoa, Kinetoplastea, Trypanosomatida, Trypanosomatidae. The transcript has a single exon. Gene Ontology annotation, molecular function: protein binding. The record is from RefSeq and is a predicted model, not a curated record.
AUGUUUCAACUUCAGAAGGACGAUGCACACUUUGGGGUUCGCAUCACCACGAAACACAAUCACAAUAACACACACAGAAUGCGAGAAGACGAUAACAAGACACCACCACCAAGAACAAGAAGAACAAGAGCCGAAGCAGCGGCAGCAACAACAACAAGAGCAACAGCAAUAGAAACAGAAGCAACAAAUAUAGAUAUAGAAGUAGCCGCCAUCAAUCAAAGUGGAAUACCUCACUUGGCUGGUUCUGGUGCUCAUGUUCCUCUUCGGAGCCGAACUGUUAUUGGCCCACGACUACAACUACGUACUUAUCAUGAUAAUAGUGAAGUACGUGCGGCGUUAGAGCGAUUAAAACAAUCGUGUGGAGCCUCUUCAUUAAAUGAGGCGGAGGAACUAAUGACACUGCGUCACAUUCACGAUGGAUCGGAUCCCACUUGGUCUCAACUGAAUCGAAUUCCCGGUCAUGUCAUUCUUUACUGUUUCUCUUUCUGCGAUAUGCAUUCACUCUCUGUGCUCUCGUGUGUGAACCGCCGUCUCUCUGCGCUGGCGAAUGCCCAUCAUUUGUGGGAGGCCCACGCCCGGCGGCUGGGAGUUCCCCUGCGGGAUGCCCGGCACGCCCGGGAGGAUAUCCGCCUCGCCCUUCAACAGCGGGAGGAGAGAGAAGAGGCGGAGGUGCGGCGACACGAAGACGAAUAUGAAGAACUCGAACGCCGACUUGUGGAACGCACAGCCGCCAAUCGCGCACUUCCAUUAGACGUGGACGCGGCUUUGUUAACGGCUCGUAAUCGUGUUCCUCCAAUCACGAGUAGCGGUAGAAACCGUCCUAACAAUAGUAAUAAUAAUAAUAAUAGUGGGAACCGUAGAACCCUCGCGGAGGAACGGGCAUUGCGGGAACAAUUAGAUCAAAUUGAAACCACAAAGCUGAAUAUAUUGCGCACUAUCACGGAACUCCAAUCUACACUAGCUACUCAUGAACAGCAGAUUCAGCAAAUACAACAGCGACUGGACAUUUCACAAAGAGGUGAAACUGAGAAUGAUUCGACAGGUCUGUCGGACUCACUUACCCUCGCGGAUGUUCAAUCCUUUGAACGCCGCGUCUGUCACGUUUUGUUGAAUCCCGUCUCUGAUCUUCCUCUUGUGCUUCGAAGAGGGAUUGAUGACUUUAGUACAAUGGAGCUUCUCUGUUUAUACGGGGGUGGUGAUGUUGGCCAACUUGUGCGGCAACGCUGGGCUGCAUUUAAGCGUUUUUUCCCUCCACUUUCACGAGACUAUGUGGCAGUGCGACAGGCAUUGUUGUUGCCGCCGUCAUCGUCUAAUAGUAAUAACCAAACACCAUCCGCGCGAUUACGGGAGUCGUUUGAACGUAUUGCUGGAGUAAUUCGCCGUGUGCAGAUGAUGACAGAUAGCGAGAUUGUGCAAAUUACUAUGUAA